Arabis nemorensis is the source of this 468-nucleotide messenger RNA. The record is from the annotation of a GenBank genome assembly. NCBI's taxonomy places the organism in Eukaryota, Viridiplantae, Streptophyta, Magnoliopsida, Brassicales, Brassicaceae.
AUGCCCAAAGGAAAGAGGCUGCUAAGAAAGACAGCUGAGAAAGAGGGUGCUGAGGAAGAGGCGGCUAAUGUGGAGGAAGAACCACAGGUGGUGUCUAAUGAUGAAUUGGAAAAGCUAAAGAAAGAUAUGUUAGAUCUACAAGAAGGAAUGUUGAAGAUGAAUAAAAGUAUGGAAGAUGGAUACAAGGCUAAAGGAAGUGGAAUCAUUUGUGAAGUCGCAAACUACACACCAACUGCUGCUGGUGGUGAUGCUCUAGAGACACCAACUGCUGGUCAGUCAGAGCUUGUUCAAGAAGGUUCCAAGGAUAGUGAGGAAGAAGGUGACGAGGACAGUGAUGAAGAAGCUGACGAGGACAAGGACGAAGAAGCCAUCAGAAGCAAGGAAGUCUCCCUACACCACUAUGACAGAGGAAAAGAAGAGGAAGAAAGCAAAAUCCACGAAACAAUGAUCCAACUCUAUGUGUUAUAG